Messenger RNA from Schizosaccharomyces osmophilus, 2715 nucleotides. It is a transcript of the gene tsc1, whose product is annotated as Rheb GAP, hamartin Tsc1. NCBI's taxonomy places the organism in Eukaryota, Fungi, Ascomycota, Schizosaccharomycetes, Schizosaccharomycetales, Schizosaccharomycetaceae. Gene Ontology annotation, biological process: regulation of cell cycle; negative regulation of TOR signaling. The record is from RefSeq and is a predicted model, not a curated record. The transcript has a single exon. The coding region runs from base 1 to 2715 and encodes 904 amino acids. Gene Ontology annotation, cellular component: TSC1-TSC2 complex.
AUGCCCCUACAACAACUUUUAAAGACAUUAUGUGCCAUCUUUGAGAAUGAAGAGGUAGGUGGAAACAAAGACCUUUCCGAGUUGAAUGGCCAAGUCGAAGCGUACCAGCUGCAAUAUCCAUCCCCAAACGCUACAAAUUCCCAAAAAAUUCGUGAAGUCCUCAGCCAUUUAUACGAAAAAAUCCCCUUCAACAAUGCCAAACGACGUGCGUUAUGGCUUGCCGUCCUCAAGACCGUUCUUCCCUUGCUCAUUCUUCAUCGUCAAGCUAUUGGCGAGUGGUGGGACCAAAUUUUCCAUCCAUUCAUGAACUCUCCUACUCAAAUCAAACCCGUUCUCAAUGACCUUAAAUCCAUCAUUUCCUACAUCCUGAUUUAUCACGAUGAAGAUGAAUGGGGGAAAAAUGUCCGUCAACAAACCGCAACCGAAAUCUGCUACCGUCUUGUCGACCUCUAUCUCGAAAACGCCAUCGAAAUCUUUAAACAUGUCGAAAUUCAAAUCCAAAGAAGCCAAACUUUAGAUUGUCUAACCGACAUCCUUAUUAGCUACGGUGUUCAGCGUCCCAAAGACCUGUCCCUCUGCUUUACAAAGUUUUACUCCCAACCCCGAAAUCGCAUUCCCAUCCUUUCCGUCAUGGUCAGCGUCGCCCGUCGACAAGGUCCUCGUCUUUAUGAAAUUCCCCAAACUGGCUUGUUCGAUUGCGUUUUAAACAGCCUCGACUACGAUUGCUCUCCUAUCGCCCUCUCCUAUUCCCUCUCUUUUGUCAUCAUGAUUCUUCCCCAUAUCUGUAAUGACCUGGGUAAUUUGCUUUACCGCUUGUUUUGUUGUUUUCUUCGUCUUUCUAUGAUUGACUCCUUCACCGGUCCUCCUAAAGCUUCUACUACCAAUGGUUGGGAAGUUCUUCCUAAUUUUGCUUCCACAUACACCACAUCUUCUUCUUCCUCUUCUCCCUCUCCUUUAUCUGCCCAUACGAAAGCUAAAUCCAAUCUAUCCGAUACUUUUCAUUCUGAGUACUUUAGUUCUCUUGAAUACUCCCAACUAUUCACCUUCCUCUACGCCCUGUUUCCUAUCAACUUCUUAGACUUCUUGCGUAAUCCAACUAGCUAUGCUGCCAAUCAUAAGUUUACUAUUCCCCAUCGUUACAACUCCGAGAUACUUCUUUCCAAGUGUACUCCUCUCCUGUCAAAUCAUCUCGCUCAUCGAAAUUUCUUAAGCUUCACCGCCUCCUCCGAAUUAUCUGAUAAGUCCAGAUGGAAAAAGCUUGAUUCUACCGCCAUUGUCGCUCUUUGUAAUCGCCUUAAUACUGUCGGAAUGACCGAAGGUAACGCCGAGUCAGGUUAUCACCAAUCCGCCCGUCCUUUAGAAGAUUUAGGACCUCCAACUGGUGUCUUAGCUUAUCCCAACGAAAGUCAUGACAUUUACCCGGAUCCCCUUUCUGUAUCUUGGCACCAGCAGCUGUCGAUUCCUAAUUCAGCAAACUCCAGCUUUGCUCUUGAACCUACUGAUGUGAAAGGCUCUGUGCCAGCUAUCGUAGAUGACUCCUCUGAAAAUGAUUCUUACCGUGCUUCAAUAAGCGAGGCUUCUUCUUUUUAUCACGCAAACGUCAAAUCUGUGCCUGGCGUUUCUGAAUCAUCUGAAGAUAUUUCUCCAAAUACAACCACCCUCAUACUACGAUUGCAAAGAGAACUUUUAUUUUUGAAAAACGAGUUGGAUUUUGAGAAAUAUAUGCGUCAGCAGCACAUUCAAAAUAUUAGCAAAUUACGACGUGAGCAUGUCCAGGACAUGGCUGUCGAAUCAGAAAGACAAAAGCUACUCCUUACAAACAAACGUUACAAACUACAAGUUGAGGUUUUAACACAAGAGUUGGAGCAGCAACGUACAGAGGCUCAAGCCGCUUUAAAUCGAAGGUUUCAAUGGGAAACAGAUUGCAAUAACAAAUUAAAGGCUUUCCGAGAAGAACGGAAGGCUUGGAGAUCGAAAGAAGAGAAUCUGUCAAGCAGUGUGUCAUCUUUGACUAGCCGAUUGAAUAUGUUUGAACGAGUACAAACUGAAAUUGCAUACGAGAAAAAUCAGCUAGAACUCCGCGUUCAGCUUUAUAAAUCAAAACUUGAUGAAUUCGAGAAACACAGCAAUUCGGCGAAUCUGUCAUACAGAAGUAAAGAGGCCUUUAAUGACUCUACGGAUAAUGCAGCUAUGGAAAAUAGUACCAUUUUGUCAAAUUCGGUAAUGAGUGAAGAACACGAGAAAAAAAUGAUUGAAAGUGAAGAGCUUUGCGCCAAGUUGAAAUCGGAAAAUAUACACUUACAAAACAAAAUAGACUUCCUUACGAAAGAUCUGGAAGCUCUGAAUGUUGUUUGUGAGGCUAAAAUCUAUGAUUUGGAGAAGCGAUUGUCUUCUCAGGCUACCAUUCCAGAAAUGCACGGUUCAUUCAACACUAAAAUUGAUAAUUACUUUGCACAGUAUGCUGAUGUGAAAGAGAAGUAUGAUGAACUUUUAAAGAAGUUUAGGAAUCUUGAAAGUAAAUUCCUAGAUUCACAAGCUGAACUAGAAGAGUUGCUUAAUUUUCAGAAGCCGUCUGAUUCAACCAGUUCAGUGAACAGUGGUUCUGUGUUUACAGGUAUAUAUCACGGUAGAACACUAAUGCGGAAUGAUUCUUUGCAAUUGAGAUCGAGUCCAUCACAUCGAUCUACUGACACAAACUAUUCGCCAUAUCGUUAG